Messenger RNA from Plasmodium yoelii, 1107 nucleotides. Its product is annotated as Plasmodium exported protein, unknown function. Lineage: Eukaryota; Apicomplexa; Aconoidasida; Haemosporida; Plasmodiidae. The transcript is spliced from 2 exons. Bases 1 to 1107 code for a protein of 368 amino acids. The record is from RefSeq and is a predicted model, not a curated record.
AUGGCAAAUUGUUCUCGAGUUUCUGGGAAGCUAUUCCUUUUAUCUAUUAUAUUAUUAUUACCAUAUAUUAUUAAUUAUGCAAAUAACAAGGGAAACAAUCACAAUGUAUCAUUUGCAACAAAUAACGAAUUAAAAAGAUUAUUAGCAGAACCAGCAAAUGAUCUCGAGGCCAAUAACAACCCCCAAUAUGGUGCUGUCAAUUAUAAACCAGUUAAUGCCGCCAAUGCUAGCCCAGUUAAUGCCGCCAAUGCUAGCCCAGUUAAUGCCGCCAAUGCUAGCCCAGUUAAUGCCGCCAAUGCUAACCCAGUUAAUGCUGCCGAUGCUAACCCAGUUAAUGCUGCCGAUGCUAACCCAAAUGAUGAUGCCGAAUAUGACCCAGAUGAAGAUUACUAUUCUGAUGCAGAAUCUUUCCUUGGAUCCGACUCAGAAUAUGAAAUGUUUUCUGACCCAGAAUCUAGCCUUGAAUCCGAAUCUGAAUCCGAACCCGAAUUUAUUAAUGAAGUCAGCCAUGAAGAAAGACCUAAGUUCUUUAGAAAGUCAAAACAAAAUAAUGAUGAAUCACAAACAGAAGAGAAUGAUGUUGAAUCCAACCAAGGAGCCGCAGGAGGAAUGCCAUUAAAUAAUUUAUUCCAAGGUGUUAAUCAAGACGAAAUUCAAAAAAUGUUUGCAACAAUGCCAUUCCAUAUAUCAAAUAUCAUAAAUUUCAAAGGAAUGCUAAACAACGAUGUAUCGAAUGAUGAAGAAGUCGAUGAAGAAAAAAAGGCACAUAUGGAUGCAAAAAUAGGUAAAAUCGGAAAUAUGUUAACCGAGUUUAUAUCAAAAUUCAAUUUAGGAGACUCUAUACAACAAAAUAUGGAUGAGAUUAUAGGCCUCACUCAAAAUUGUGAUUUGGACUCAGAUCCUAUGUCUUUCUUAAAAUUUAUAAGUGUUGCUACAACCUUAGCUAGUUCAUUCGCUGACACAUUCAAGGAUGAAAAUGGAAAACCUGAUAAACGUAAAAUGCAGGAACAAGGUAAAUUAAUGAGCGAACACAUGCAACAUAUAAUUAAAGAAGUAAGCAAACCAUUGCCAGAAGCACAAACAAAAAACAAACCAUCCAAAAAUUAA